Sparassis crispa is the source of this 582-nucleotide messenger RNA. RefSeq lists its product as hypothetical. The record is from RefSeq and is a predicted model, not a curated record. The transcript is spliced from 2 exons. The coding region runs from base 1 to 582 and encodes 193 amino acids. Lineage: Eukaryota; Fungi; Basidiomycota; Agaricomycetes; Polyporales; Sparassidaceae.
AUGGAUGUGGGCUAUGCUGCGGGGCCUGAUGGGCCACAGUACCUUGGCGGAGAUGAAGCAGGCCAGGAGGUUGAACCCGAGGACUCUGCAGUACAGAGCGCAGUGGCCACCGCACAGACUGAGACUUGGUGUAGGCAUACACAGUGUGCACAGGUGGAUGACGAGGAAGGGGAAACUUCUGAUGAUGAAGACAAGGCUGAGGACUAUUCAAGUGAGAGCAAUUCGGAUUCAGACGAUGACAUCGACGAUGAGGGAGGACUCACAGUGUGGGAUUGGAUGGGUGCAGAAUUUGAGGCUAGGGCAAUGGCCAUCAAGGAAGAGUUGAAUGAAGAGGACAAGGCAAUGCUCCGAGCAUUUGCACUUAAAGUCGACUCUCACAUGACGACACGAACCUAUGCGAAGCUACCAUUUGUGUUUCCAAAUGAACAUAUCUCCACACUUGGUCAAGCCAAAUCUCGCAUUGCAUUCUUGUCUGGCAUCAAACCCCAAUUAUAUGACUGCUGCCGAAAUUCAUGCUGUUGCUUUGUUGGCCCGCAUGCAGAGCUCGAAACAUGCCCGUAUUGUCAUCUGAACCGCUACUGA